This is a messenger RNA of Notothenia coriiceps (black rockcod), 1544 nucleotides long. It is a transcript of the gene slc31a1, whose product is annotated as solute carrier family 31 member 1. Gene Ontology annotation, molecular function: copper ion transmembrane transporter activity. Gene Ontology annotation, cellular component: membrane. The coding region runs from base 39 to 407 and encodes 122 amino acids. The record is from RefSeq and is a predicted model, not a curated record. Gene Ontology annotation, biological process: copper ion transmembrane transport. Lineage: Eukaryota; Metazoa; Chordata; Actinopteri; Perciformes; Nototheniidae. The transcript is spliced from 2 exons.
GUCUACAUUAACCCUCCUCUCCUCUGGUCCAAUCAGAGAUGGUGGGGGCGUGCAUCGGAGUGUUCCUAUUGGCCGUCCUGUACGAGGGUCUGAAGAUGGGUCGAGAGACGCUGCUGCGCCGCAGUCAGGUGAACGUCCGCUACAACUCCAUGCCUCUACCUGGAGCUGAUGGGACCAUCCUGAUGGAGACGCACAAGACUGUGGGGCAGCGGAUGAUAAGCCCCGCCCACUUCCUGCAGACGCUGCUCCACAUCGUGCAGGUGGUCGUCAGCUACCUCCUGAUGCUCGUCUUCAUGACCUACAACGCGUACCUGUGCAUCGCCGUGGCAGCCGGCGCCGGGAUGGGGUACUUCCUGUUCAGCUGGAGGAAGGCGGUGGUCGUAGACAUCACCGAGCACUGCCACUAGCUAGCGUGCUAGUUAGCGUGCUAGUAUCCGGUCGAUCUGGAGUUUGAUAUUUGCGGAACACAAUCGAGGAAACGCUAACAGAUUAGCCAAGUGUUAGCAUGCUAGCUGACUGAACUACAAAUCCCAGAUUGUUAGAAACGAGACACUAAGUCCCAGGUAACCAUGGUAACAGUUUGAUGUAGGUUAGCGUGCACACUAACAUCUUUAGUUAGCGGUUAAUUAAUCCGACUAUCCUCGAUGUAUUUCCUGUUUGGUUGUGAGCUCCAAUCACUGCUCGGAUCACCGCGGAAGCCUCUGAUUGGCCGAUCCUCAUUCUGUUGUUAAUUUCCUGUUUGGUGCCAUGACAACUGGAAAGGCUAGUGCUAAUGUUAGCAUUCGUAGCUUACCUUAUUUACACUUUAGUUAGCACUGUUAGCGGCCACAUGUCAGUAUUUAAACAUUUCUGUAGAAAAUAAUUUAUAGAGUUUUACAAUUUUUUUUAAUUUAGAUUUAAAUGAAAACAUGAAAUGUCUUUUUGAUUUUUGUUGAAGUGAAAACAAACAAACCGUCUCCUAUUGGUCCACCAGCCAGCCAAUCACAGCUCAGAUGUUUCAAAAACAUUAUGAUUUUUUAAAAGUAUAAAUAUUUUUUAUUAAAAACAUUAUGAAACUUUAAAACUUGAAUUUAAAUCUCAUGAAUUAAUUAUUCACUGAGUCCUUUUUUAAACCAGAGUUUAGUUUCACGUGUUUCCUCCGUCGGCCUUAAACCGACACGCCGUGCGGUGCCUUAAGGGGCCGGGGACCUGCUGUUUCACUGUGGGGGGUCUGAGAGGGUCUGGGGGGGGUCUGAAGGGGUCUCGGGGGGUUUGUCAGAAAACAGGACUGGUUUCUACCCACAAUGCUUAUCUCCUGUCUGUGAUUUAUUGUGAUUAUUACUAUGAGUCACACUGAGGGGGGCGGGGCUUACAGCCGGACCAAUCAGGCUGCAGGGACAGAUCGUGGUUACUGGACUUUACACAUAGAUAUAAAUGGGUAGUGUGGAGCGGCCCUUUGGGUGUGAACCCGUCUCUGAAGGAAACUGAUCAAUAUUUAAAUGUCUGAAAUGUUUCAAUUUUUAAAUGUCUGAAAUGUUUUAAUUGUCACAAAUGCUGGAAUCAUU